Molecule: messenger RNA, 624 nt
Organism: Ilex paraguariensis (yerba mate)
Lineage: Eukaryota; Viridiplantae; Streptophyta; Magnoliopsida; Aquifoliales; Aquifoliaceae
Source: the annotation of a GenBank genome assembly
AUGACUGAUGAUACUACUCUACAACCCCAGCUAGCAGAUCUUUCAUUGGUUUCUUCAAAUGACGAUGAAUAUUGGUCCAAACUGGAAAAGCUGGUGGUUCAGGCUCUUGUUCCUGAAAAUAAGACUAUAGAAUCUCGACCAUUUGAACGUGAAGAUUUUUCUUCAAUUCCUGAUGCAGCUAAACAAACAUUCAAGAUUUUACAAUCAGCUUUAUCAUCUGCCUCAGAAAAAUAUCAGAAAGAUGAUGUUGCUGAUAAAUCCAACCCAAGAUUCAAGGAUGUUGGAGUCAACUUGAAGUGGUCUUACUUUGACGAAAUUUUAAAUAUAACUUUGCCAAUGAUGGAAUACGAACAAGAUAUGCAGAGGCGAUACUCUUACAUCAGAAGUUUACAUAUUAUUUUAGAAUAUGGUAAUCUGGCACUUGGUCGCUGGUCUCAAAAAAUAUUACAAAUUAUUGAAGAUUAUGCGAAAGUUCCCAUGACGGAAUUGGACGCUAUAAUGUCUGACAAUAACUUGGCUAUUGGUGAAUCUAAAAUUGCUCUGAAGAUGCUGAAAGAACUUCUUCCAGAAGAAGAAAAAUUAGUAGAUAUCGAAUGCAUCAAAGCUAAACGGCGCAAAGUUUGA